Molecule: messenger RNA, 358 nt
Organism: Wasmannia auropunctata (little fire ant)
Lineage: Eukaryota; Metazoa; Arthropoda; Insecta; Hymenoptera; Formicidae
Product: pleckstrin homology domain-containing family G member 5-like
Exons: 2
Biological process (GO): Rho protein signal transduction; endothelial cell migration
Cellular component (GO): endocytic vesicle; axon; plasma membrane
Molecular function (GO): guanyl-nucleotide exchange factor activity
Source: RefSeq, a predicted model, not a curated record
UGGUGCGAAACGCAGAAAGACUGCAAUCGACUGAAACUUAUGGAUAUACUGGUGAUGCCGAUGCAGAGGCUUACCAGAUAUUCGCUCCUGCUUAAAGCCGUCUAUAAAAACACCGAGAACGAGGAUCAACGCAUGGGAUUGACACACAUGAUCAAGUCCGUCGACGAUUUCGUGGCAUCCGUGAAUGCGGCGCUAAGAAGGAACGAUGAAGCUGCUCAGUUGGUCCAAGCGGCCUCGCGUCUGGAGUACUACGACGUCGUGGAUACCAAAGGGCUCGACGAGGAAGUGGAGAAACUGAUAAGGAUGUACAGCCAUCUAGAUAUUACUACAGUACCGAUGCCCGGUUGUCCAAAGGACA